CAAACACGCUGACGCCGACGUCGCGACGCACGAAGUGGACUCGCUGAACUUGGAGGGAGAGCUUGGAGGAAAUAACUCAAUAUUUUAGCUUCAAAAACGGUUUGGAGUCAUGGCGUUAACCCAGGUGUCAUCCAACAAGUGCUGUGGUGGCUACCAGAAAGUGUUUGAGCAUGACAGCUCCGAGUUAAAGUGCAAAAUGAAGUUUGCCAUCUACCUUCCUCCAAAGGCAGAAAGCGCCAAAUGUCCCGUGCUUUACUGGCUCUCAGGGCUGACAUGCACAGAGCAGAAUUUCAUCACAAAAGCAGGAAGCCAGCGGGCUGCAUCUGAACACGGCAUCAUUAUCGUGGCCCCGGACACCAGCCCACGUGGCUGCAAUAUCGAAGGAGAGGAUGAAAGCUGGGACUUUGGAACAGGUGCCGGUUUCUAUGUCGACGCCACACAGGACCCCUGGAAGACCAAUUACCGCAUGUACUCCUACAUCACUGAGGAGCUGCCCCGGCUUAUAAACUCGAACUUCCCUGCUGACCCGGAGAAGAUGUCCAUCUUUGGUCACUCUAUGGGUGGUCAUGGUGCUCUCAUCUGUGCCCUGAAGAACCCUGGGAAAUACAAGGCUGUGUCUGCGUUUGCCCCCAUCUGUAACCCAAUUCAGUGUGCCUGGGGUCAGAAGGCCUUCUCUGGAUACCUCGGACCGGACAAAUCCACCUGGGAGGCGUACGAUGCAACGGUCUUGGCCGCCUCCUACUCCGGCCCCGAGCUGGACAUCCUGAUCGAUCAGGGCCGUGAAGACCAGUUCCUGUCUUCCAGUCAGCUUCUACCUGAUAACCUGAUCGCCGCCUGCUCAGAGAAGAAGAUACCUGUGGUGUUCCGACUGCAGCAGGGCUACGACCACAGCUACUACUUUGUGUUCUCGUUCAUGAAUGACCACAUAAAGCACCACGCCAAGUACCUGAACGCAUAAAGCGGCUCCAGUUCAGUUUGUCCAGAAAACAACCGACAGCCUUUUGUGCCUUUCGGAGCAACAAUACACAGUAAAACACCUUCAUUUUGCAUUGCUGAGUGGUAUGUAUGGCUACAGUGUUGGUCAAUCAUGUUUUUGUCUGUUUUUCCUCCAAUAAAGGCUACUGGUUGUUAGUUUCAUA
Messenger RNA from Colossoma macropomum (tambaqui), 1139 nucleotides. It is a transcript of the gene esd, whose product is annotated as esterase D/formylglutathione hydrolase. NCBI's taxonomy places the organism in Eukaryota, Metazoa, Chordata, Actinopteri, Characiformes, Serrasalmidae. The transcript has 9 exons. Gene Ontology annotation, cellular component: cytosol. The coding region runs from base 110 to 958 and encodes 282 amino acids. Gene Ontology annotation, molecular function: S-formylglutathione hydrolase activity. Gene Ontology annotation, biological process: formaldehyde catabolic process. The record is from RefSeq and is a predicted model, not a curated record.